Molecule: messenger RNA, 1446 nt
Organism: Coregonus clupeaformis (lake whitefish)
Lineage: Eukaryota; Metazoa; Chordata; Actinopteri; Salmoniformes; Salmonidae
Exons: 1
Coding region: 1-1314 (437 amino acids)
Source: RefSeq, a predicted model, not a curated record
AUGACCGCCUCGCCCAGCUGUGAAACGACACCACCCAAGCGAGAGGAGAAAGAGCCCCUGGAGACGUUUUACAUUCCCAUCAGCCGGGAUGUGCCCAAAUCCCUGGCUCAGCAACGUGGAACACCAGUGGGUACCAAGAAUGUGUUUAACGUCAGAUCCAAGGCUUCAGGAAACCCCACCACAAGUAACAAUAACAAAGCACCAUCACAGCUGCACACUUUAUCACAAUCACCUUACUGCGAAGGCUUCAGCCCAGUGUCUAAUAAACUCCCAGUGUCAGUGAAAAUCUCCCAGCAGCUGAGAAACGUGGAGGAGAGAGAGCGAGAGAGGGAGAGCGAGCGUGAGAGAGAGAGGGAAAGGGCCAACAGUAUAGAGGCAGACAGGCCCGUCCAGUUCAGCAGUGCCUCAGCUGAGCCCAAAAACUACCUCACCAUCCCCGUCAAGUCUCACAUCACCAGCGCCAAGCAAGCCGCUGUAUCCGCCGGCGGUGGCCAAGAGAAUACAGCCAUUUAUACCUUCACCGCCAUGGGCCCCAAGACCCAGACCCAGAUGGCCAGCCAACCUGGUCACGGCGGCGCCUGGAGGCAGGAAGAGACCCGACAGUCCCCACAGAAACCCUCCACCAUCAUCAUGGAGACGAGAGCCCAGGACACGAUCUACCACAUGCCCAUGGCUCAAAGCAUGGCAUCUGCCCAACUUCAGAUGUACUGCUUCUCCCUGACCAUGGCCCCACAAGCCGUGCCCCACACUCAGCGAAAGAUGCUCUUUGACCCCAGCACUGGGAACUACUACCUGGUGGACACCCCUGUCCGGCCGGCCACCCGCCACCUCUUCGACCCCGAGACGGGCCAGUACGUGGACGUGGACGUGCCCAUGUCCCAGCAGUCCCUGUCCCCCGUGCCCAUGUCCAUGCCCAUCUCGCCCUUUGCCCUGAGCCCCGGCUCCUACGGCCCCACCUACACAAUAUACCCAGGCUUCAUGACCACCAUUCCCGGCACGCCCACCCUGAUCCCCACAAGGAUGCAAUCGCAGCUCUCCAUGCCGUCGGAGCAGGAAGACUCUGGAGACAAAGGCAGUUCCUCCCAGCCAGACUACAUGGAGAGUCCCUACUACAUGGCCGUGGGGUCUGGAAAGUCUCCCCAGGCUGGAGGCUCCAGUAUGGGCCAGGUCCAGCAGCAGGGACGGCCAGGGGUCCAGGGCUUCUCCAAUGGGAAGCAGCCGGUGAUCAGCAUCACCUCCCAGCAGGGACCCUGCAUCAUCGCCCCGCCCUUCUUCGAUGGAACCACCAUGAGCUUUGUGGUGGAGCAUAGGUAAACGGCAGGACUUGUCACAUGAUAUGUAAGGGAUUUUAUUUGAGUAGUCUAUCGUAAACCGUACCAUGUUGUGCAUGUGCUUUUUAGGUUUUAUUUGCUUCCCAGCAAAACUAUUGACAGAGCAUAAAAGGAA